AUGGAACCAGGAUAUCAUUUGACUAAACAAGUUGGGCCAAUCAAUGACCAACUGACUACCAACCCUACCACGACCUUGACACCACGGACGGCUGCUAGCAAGUCGCCAGGAUUCUGGCAAGACCAUCCCGAGUUCGAAGGUCGCAGCACACACUCCAAUCAAGUACUCAAACGCCUCAAAUACUUCACAACGGAUCCCGUCGCCCCGUUCGAAGAGUCCUCGCCCAACAACACACCCACACGCUCGACCGAUGUCAAGCCAACGCUUGAUUUGUCACGUGCCGAAAUAGCGUCUCUGUCCCGCUUCCAUCGACCCGUACGCUUCCAGUUCCUGUCAAAUAUACAGACACUCACGCUGGCGUACAAUUUCUUGAGCGAUAUAAAGCCCUUGGCUGGCAGCUUACCCGCAUUGCAAGUACUGGAUCUGUCAUACAAUCAGCUUACCUACAUGGAUGUAGAGACAUUCGCCUCGUUGCCCCUCUUAAGGUGGCUGUCCCUGGACGGCAAUGACUUUGCAUCAUCCAGAUUGGCAUUCAAUCCCUCGGGCGAGAACCAGGACAGGCUUGUAGCAACUGUACCCUCUCUCCAGGCGCUGAGUUUACGCAACAACGAACUCCAGAGCAUCCGAGUGCACGGUGUAUCGUUCGCGCGAGCGUUCCCGAACCUGCAAGAUCUGAAUGUGGAUAGCAACAGCAUCACCACCUUAGACUUGCGGGAGCUGCGUUCCCUGCGGGCGGUAUCCAUCGCCAACAAUCUCCUGGGCCGGUCUGCAGAUCCGCGUUCUGUGGACUUGCACCUGGCCGAUUGGGCGCAUGAGUGCCUCUGGCUGCCGGACACUACCGAGAGGGUGGUAGUAGACCACAACUAUCUGCAGUCCAUCACUGGUCUCUUGUGUCUCCCAAACUUGAAAGUGCUGAAGGCGUCCAACAACCGCCUGUCCUUCACGGGAACGCGAGAGGGAUCUGAAGCCAACGACACGCGUGCACACGCACAGGGAAGCAUACACAGCACAUUGAACGAGCGCUCUCCGAGGCGGCACUUCCAAUUCCGUCUACCUAACGGGACAUCGCCGCUGCGCGUGCUGGAUUUAUCGAACAACCACUACAGCACCCUGGACUUUCUGACAGCCCAGGCCAAGCCCUUUGAUGCAAUAGAUCACUCGGGCACCCACCCGUCACGUACCCACGCACUGGCCCAGACCCAAGCAUACUCGUUCCACAAACUGGCGGUGUUGCUGGCAAACAAUAACCGGCUCGAGCGCCGUGAGUGUGUGCUGAACAUCGUGCAGCACCUACCCGAGCUGGCAUACCUCGACACCAGAGACAAUCCGUUCUUGCUCACCACCCUCUUUUCCGCUGCUAAGCGAUCGGAGAUGCCUGUGGACGGCUUAACAGGCACACUCAGGGUCUCCGAUACCUCUAAACACCCCACUCAUCCACGUCCGUACUCCGAUAGUCCAUCUCGGCAGGGCACACACACUCUCACGCACACUCACACUCGCGAGGAUACCGGCCUGCUUUAUACUGGUCUUGCUAGUGAUUUGGCUGUACCGUUCCGAGACGCGCGUAUCAAGUUGGGUGAGCGAGUGGUGGAUGCUCGUGUGGCCGUCACCUCCAGUACUGUGCAGAUUGACAAGUUUAUCAGCACUCUGCCGGUACCGCAGAAACAGGCGUUCCUACAACACCGCAGAGACGUGCGCACACUCGCCCACCACGGCUCGACUACCAAGCUGCAGUUUCUAGACGGGUUCAUUGUGCUGCCAGGCGUCGAGGACAAGCAGCUCAUAGCCAUGAAUGCAACCAGCUUCACCCCGUCGGUCCCAGAUCACACACAGCCGCCGCCGAAAGACCAAAUGCGAGCCCAUGGGAGCAACCAGAAUGGUUCUCUAAGCGCUAAGAUACAACCCAGUGCCAUUGCAACAGCUAAACACAGUAACACACACUCCCCAUCUGCACAAGAGGGUAGCGAGUUCCCCUCGCUGAGCAAACUGGCCCGCGCCCUGGCUUCAGUGAAAGACCCUGCGCGUGCACAUGGCCUGUCUUCGAUGUACGCGACAACUGUACCGACUGUAGCGACCGAAGCCAACGGCCGUUCUAACCAUGGUAUGCACGCAGAUGCACACAACGGCUCUACACUCCCUCAGGAGGGCGACGUAGAGCACACCAAGGAUAGUACUGGUAGCACCAACCGACCGCAGGGGAGCUCGCCAAUAGACCCGAACUCGGGAGACGUGUCCUUCAUGAAGUUACCCACUCUGUCCAGCACAGCCGGGGAUGUGGGGGUGACUGGACCCGCAGGAAACGGUCCAGAUGGUGUCCACAACAUGCCCGCGAGCCUAAACCUAAACCGUAUGCACUGCGAGAGCGGCCGUGCCAAGCCGGAGCUAGGUAUGGCCAUGAGCUCGAAUGCUACCGGUUUGCCCGAGAGGGGUACAACCUGGGCUGCCUCAGGACAAGCCCAGCGUAUACCUGCGAAGGAGUGUGGGACUGUGGGGCCAGGCGGUCCCAUCUCGUUUGUGCAUGUCAGCGAUGCGAACGAGCCAGAUACCGCUCAGCGCCUGGGCGGGAACAGCUGGAAUUCACCACGUGUCCAGACACACAGCAAGUUACGCGAGACUUCUACUCGGUCACCCUCGCCGAUAAGUACGAAUGUGUAUGCGCCCUCCAGCUCCCAUCUCGCCACAGACACGUACACGUACACGCAGCCAGAAACCGCGCACCCACGCACACGGCUGCAACCCGUCCCGACAGCGUAUGGUGGACAAUUAAGGAGUACGGUGCCCCCGUCGCCUCCGUCAGACGAACAGUUGCUCGCGACCCUCUCCUCAGACUCACUGAGAGAUGCGGUCCGGCGAUUCCUCGGAGUGACCAAAAGCGACUCAACUCGCCACACGGGUAACUGUAUGAACCAUUGCACACGCGUACACGCCGAUGACAUGUCGCAUCAGCGGCGAGCUAAUGUACACGUUAGCGCGGCGCCCUCACCACUGAAGACAAACAACAAGACCGAUGCGUCGAUCUAUGCACACGCCACAACACCUUCUCGCCCGAGCGCGGGGUCGAGGUCUACGUAUGCAUACGCUAAUGGGGGCCCUCUGGGCUUCACACCCGAGAGUGCCGGCGAGACACCGACGACUGUGGGUGGAGAUACACCGCUGCACCAAGAAACACCUGCGUCUGCGUCUGGUACGGUUGGAACCAACUAUUCCCCGCGAGCCAACAUCGAGUUUGAGGAGGACACGCCGAAGGCGAAUAGUGGUAGUAACAGUCGCCCAAGAAUGAGUCAGCAGGCAGAUGCACCUCACGAGGGUACCGGAAGGGAGGGUACUGGCUUCAAAGCGCCUCUGAGACAUAGAAGGGACAAGCGAUCCGACUACGCUGAAGACACUGACACCAUCAAUGCAGCUAGCGGGCGGGAGAGGAACCGGAAUUCCGGGAUGAAUUCCGGGACACGGAUGUCGCCAGCUAGUGCCGGGUAUGAUAACGAGGCUUUGGAGAUGGAGCUGGAGUAUACGGAUGACAGCGACACGCGUGGGAGUAGUGGGACGCGCAGAAGGCCACACAGACGCGAUUCAAACCCGCCAUCCAACACUGACGAGGACAGGCGUGUGAGAAAUUCGCCUCGGCGAGAGGGUAAGAGGCGGACUGGUCAGGCCGUAAUAUCAGCGGAGCGAGUCGACAGUAGUGUGGCUGUCGCGGGCGAGAAGGGAUGGCCACAUGUUCCCGCGGGAUUCGGAAGGAGCGCGACACUGAUCAAAUCGUACAUGCAGGAUAGCAAUACGAUCGAUGCCACUACCCGGCGGCGAGAGUCAUCCCUUCUAGAGCUGGAAAGCGUCCUGGACAUACAUGAUCCGAGGCUUCAAUCGAACGGGCGGUAUAUCGGCAGAUCUAACAAGAAAAAAGACUAUUCGGCCGCUCCUUCAAGAUUGAAUCAGGACAAAAUAAAAUCAUCCCGUGGUACAAGACGAGGUCCAAUACAACCUUUAAAUGAUCACAGUCAACAGACGCUCUACAAUCAAGCACACGCUCGCGACUAUGACCAGGAUAGCAACAACUUAGGCACUCGCGACAACCCACAAGGUCGACAGAGGUCUGGAAGACAGUCUGUGGUGUUCCACGAUGAUGUGGAAAUGCUCGGCUCACCUCGUACAUCGAAUGGGGGCGGCUCGCAUUCUAUGUCUGACGAGCUUCUAUAUAGUUCUCGGGUAUUGCAUAACCGUCCGCACAUGACACAAAUAAGGCCAGUAACAUCGCCUGCGCCACAAAUGCGCUCGGCAAUUUACCGUGGAAGAAAUACCGGCGUUGGCUAUGGUUACACACAAACCAGAGGGACGAGCACGGCAGCGAAAAUGGACUCUGGUAGGAACACAGGUGAUUCGCAGAAGGCGGAUAUAGUUGUACCUCAGUGCACGGACAGCUCGCGCUUGCUGAAGAUGAUGCGACGGCUAUCAGCGGAAUUGGGUUCAGACCAACAGCAGAGUGGCCCACCUCCCGUGAACGCAGUGGUGAAGGGUGGGUCCUACGAAUGCGAUACAGUUCGGGGAUAUAUAGAAGACAUGUGCAAGUGUACCCCUUCGGUAAUGAAGAGUUAUAAUGACGUACUGAACAUCCGGAUCACACAGCUGACGCGUACGUUCAGCCCCGAUCGGUUAGAACGAUUCGAGCGUAUAGGCGGAGGCACAUCAGAAUUUCUUAAUGACCUCGGCUCGAGUUCAGGGGUUGGUGCUUCCCAGUCCAAAUUACACGCACUUAUAUAUGCCGACACGGGGAAAACGCUGGCAAGAUUGGUGAAACAUGGAUUCUCGGUGAGGAGUUCGACAACCGCGCCCUUGAUACUCGAGGCGGGUGUUUCACGUGCGGUUUCGUUCGCACAGCAGAACAAUAGUCGUGGAACGGUAAGCUGCUUGCUCGUGCUUGCCAAUUUGGGUAUGUGCUGCACGAACUUCUCUGGCGACUACAAAGACUUCAUGCAAUCAUGGGAGACUCAGACGGUGGAGCUGCUGACCAAAGGAUACGAUUCGGUUCGUUUGGCGAUCCGGGCCGAUGCUCGGGGUCCGAGGGGAGAUACAGCGUAUGUGUAUGUCCUGUUUUCGCACUUUCGACUGGCCGCGAUUUAUUCCUGUAUAUUCACUCUACAGUAGUAUACUGAUAAAUAAUCUUUAAAC
Sphaeroforma arctica JP610 is the source of this 5163-nucleotide messenger RNA. RefSeq lists its product as hypothetical. NCBI's taxonomy places the organism in Eukaryota, Ichthyosporea, Ichthyophonida. The record is from RefSeq and is a predicted model, not a curated record. Gene Ontology annotation, molecular function: protein binding. The transcript has 9 exons. Bases 1 to 5139 code for a protein of 1712 amino acids.